AUGCAGACUGUCGGGGUGCGGACGAACAUGGUUAUACCGGGAUUGUUCUGGGGCCUUACUCUUCGGCCUGGAGAGCGUUACAGACCCGCCCGUGAGGGCUCCGACCUCCACAUUUCGCAAGCGGCGCUCGCGGGCCCCGGCGGCUUUGCUGGCGAAUCGACAAUGGUGAAGCUCACGUACUCAUCCAAGGCUGCUGAUCCGGUGGCCCAGCCGACUGGUAACUCGAUCACGGUUUGCUCUCUUGUGCAAGGAACAAUCCAUCAAGCUGUGAUCGAUGUAUGGCUUUGUUCUGAUCAGGAGUUUUCGCUUGAGAUCGUGGGUCCAAACUCUGGGCCUUCCACAAGCCGCAAGCGCCCUCGACCAACGAGCCCAGAACCCGCCACGGUCGUUGAGAAGAAAGCGCGGAUCGCUACGUCCUCUCCAAAGCCUGUUCCCGCAAUCUCGCGCCCUUCGGAUGCGAAGGGUAAGACCGUCAUUAAGCCUGAACCGUCCAGCACAAAUCAUGUCGCCAUGCCGCCGACGAUCGACACCAAAUCCAUUCCCCUGAGCAGCGGAUCUGUCUCCAAGAGGCCUGCAGUCGACACGAAACCUAGUCUGCCUGCCUUGGUCUCCUCAAGCACGGCGCAGGAGCUCGACGUCGUGCCAGCUUCCGCAGGCCAAGGGCUUGCUGUCACAGACAUGAUGGCGGGUGCGUCUGAGAUUGUCACGAUCGAUGAUGUGGUCGGAACGGGCGAGGCCGCGGAUUGGGGAGAUACCGUGUACAUGCAUUACUGGGGCAAGGUAAUGGGGGAGAAAGCGCUCUUCGCGCAUAAUGUCUUGAAAGAUCCGGCGGCAAUCGUGCUCGGGCAGAGCAAACUGACCAGGGUUUUGCAAAUGAGUACCAUUGCGAUGAGGCCUUCAGGCCAACGUACCAUUAUAGUUCCGCCGCAUUUAGGGUACGGCCCCCUCGGGAACAAGGCGAACCCCACUAUCCCGAAGAAUGCUACGCUUGUUUACGUUGUGAAGGUCAUUGACGUCAAGAAGGUCGUUGACGUCAAGAAGGUCGUUGACGUCAAGAAAGCCACUCCGGCCCCGGCGAAGUGA
Fomitopsis serialis is the source of this 1083-nucleotide messenger RNA. RefSeq lists its product as uncharacterized. Bases 1 to 1083 code for a protein of 360 amino acids. NCBI's taxonomy places the organism in Eukaryota, Fungi, Basidiomycota, Agaricomycetes, Polyporales, Fomitopsidaceae. The record is from RefSeq and is a predicted model, not a curated record. Gene Ontology annotation, molecular function: peptidyl-prolyl cis-trans isomerase activity. The transcript has 6 exons.